UAGUUGAUGCUUCAGUGGAAGCAUAUUCGUAUAUGUAGUGUAUACCAUUGAAGAUCAUCAAGUGCACAUCUCCAUCCAUUUUUCCCUCCACCAGCCCAUCCUCUCAUCCCAUUAUUACUCGCUCGCCGUCCUCCUUGCUGUGCAGAAAGUGUUCUUUCGAAGAGCUGCUGGUAUCUGACCAGGAGGACUGCGCCCAUAGCCUCAUAGGUGCAGAAUGGAAAGAUGAUAUAUAGUGGAUGAGUGCCUGAAGAAGAAGAGAAAUACUGUCCAGCAGAUAAUGGCUAUGCAGCGGAAUGGGAUCAAGCUGCACUCUGCAAGUCAUGUAGACUGGCGCUGUUGUGACUGCUUGCGAUUUCUGAAAUUCCCAGCCAGUUUUCCGAUCCAGAGGAUCAAGCAGCUGGUCUAGUUCACAAUUAUGCCACCAGAGACGCUUGAAAUUGGCAGUAGCCAACAGGAACGCAGCACCCGAUCACAUUGCAGAUAUAAGGCUCAGCACUGCAGCCUCAGUUUCAGUCAUUCAGGCAGCAUGAAGCGAUAUCUGAGAUCGUCCAGUGUUGUCCAGCUGCAACAGCACCAGUAUAGGAAGAAACCGCAGAAGAUGGAUGCAGCAGCCUGUAGUCUGUUUGGAUAUGCAACAGUGACCUGUACCAGCCUGUCGGGACCUGCAGUGGUGGCACCAUCUGGCGUCUCGGGGCUACCAGCAGGAGCAGCAGCAGCAGCACUCUGGGAUCCUGUUGCGCACCUGGUCAGCUUGCUGGAGCAGGAUAAUGAGCUUUUAAUAUCGGCUGAAGACACUCAGCCAGUCCCUGACACGUAGAAGUGCACUUGGGGACCUAACCAGCAUGAUGCAGGUCAACAUUGAACCCCACCAUACACGUCAUAGCAGAAUAUUCCAGUGAUACUGGAUAGACAAAGCGUGGAUGUAGUGGAUGAGGAGAUACUACCCCUUGUGUACCACUACCGUUCGCUUCAAUGUAUACAUUAACCGCUA
This is a messenger RNA of Schistocerca nitens (vagrant locust), 991 nucleotides long. RefSeq lists its product as uncharacterized. The transcript is spliced from 2 exons. The record is from RefSeq and is a predicted model, not a curated record. The coding region runs from base 416 to 817 and encodes 133 amino acids. NCBI's taxonomy places the organism in Eukaryota, Metazoa, Arthropoda, Insecta, Orthoptera, Acrididae.